GCAAACGAGGGCGAUUACUACAGUUUUAACGACAGCGCUCCUGGAAUUAAGAUUUCUGAAUUAUGGAGUUACGUCAGAGAAAAAAUGAAGAAUAAUAGAAAACAUCUUUAUGACGAGUUUGCGACACUACCGACUGGCCUUGUCCAUAAACAUGAAGUCGCAUCUCAGGAAAGGUACAAGGGCAAAAACCGAUACAAGGAAAUGUAUGCAUACGACCAUUCACGUGUACCACUUCAAAAGGCAAAACCAGACGAUCCAGAUUAUAUCAAUGCUUGUUUCAUCAAUGGUUAUGAGAAAGUAAAUAAAUUCAUCGCAUCACAAGGUCCUAUGAAGAACAUGAUUGAUGAAUUUUGGCAGAUGGUUUGGCAACAAAAGUCUGACAAAAUUGUGAUGUUGACAAAUCUCAUAGAAAUGGCUUCGGUAUUUUGCAUACAAUACUGGCCAGAGAAAGGUGAAAGUUGUUCAUACGGUGGCAUUGACAUAUCAUACAUCAAUACGAAAGAAUUCAACGACUACAAUAUACGCACAUGGGAAGCCCCUGAAAGUAAACCACGACGAAUACGCCAAUUCCAUUUCAAAGCAUGGCCUGACAUGGACGUUCCAGACAGUGCUUGGUGUCUUGUCAACUUCUGGACAGCUGUUGACACUAACAAUUCAGCGUAUGGAUCACCAAUUGUAGUGCACUGCAGUGCUGGAGUCGGUCGGACGGGAACAUUUAUCGCCCUUGACAACCUGAUACACCAGGCAAAAGCAGAGAAGUCUAUUCGCCCUCUACAAAUGGUACAGACACUGCGCAGGCAGAGGGUGAACAUGGUUCAGACAAAGGAACAAUAUGUGUACCUUCACGAGGCUGUAGCAGAGGCUUUACUGAUCGGCACACAUCACGUCUACUCCAAGCAGUUUGAUAGUUUCUACAAGCACAUGGUCACAAAAGAACCCGGGUCGCCAAGGACGAGAGUUGAAGAACAGUUCGACCUGAUUAAAAAUGGAAUCAAAGAAGAGACGGUACAGGAAAGUGGUCAUGAAUAUGGAAACAUGGAAUCCCUGCACUCUGAAAUAGAUGCCUAUCGCCCUAAACUGAAAAACAGAGGAUCUAACAUUGGCCAACGACUUGGAACUAUUUUCUUACCGAACUACGCGAAUACAAACACGUUCCUGAUGGGCAUGUCGCCGACAGAAAAUACGCUGGAAGAAUUUUGGUCCUUGAUUGAGGAACAACACAUCACCACCGUAAUUAUGCUGACGGCGCAGUCAAAUGUCGCAUACAAGACUUGUCAAUACCUUGGAAGCAGUGACGGAAGACAAAUCGGCAAGUUUAAAGUCAACUGUAUCCAUGAAAAACAGAAUAAAUCUUUCCAAGAGAAGUGCUUUUCAUUCAAGGACGUUAACCAUGAGGAUGAGGAUUAUCUAAUGUCAAUCCGCCAGUUUGAGUUUUUGGCCUGGCGGGAUGGCGAGGACACGCCCAUGGCGGUCCAACCCAUGUUGGACAUUUUGGAGGCAGUCAACAGGUGGCAGCCUCAGCUCGACGUGACUAGACCAAUCCUCAUAUAUUGCGGAUCAGGAUAUCGUCGCAGUGGGGUUGUAGCUGUACUUCUGAAUGAAGUUCAUCGGGUUCAAGACAACAAGGGCCAGAUAAACAUCGUCGACAGCGUGAAGACCAUGAAACAACGCAAUAAAGAUAUUGUGCAGAACCCGGCACAACUUCGAUACAUCUACGACGUCAUGCAAGAAUAUGUCAAACAGAUGGAUGUUUAUCAAAAUUUGUAG
Mya arenaria is the source of this 1767-nucleotide messenger RNA. RefSeq names its product receptor-type tyrosine-protein phosphatase alpha-like. Gene Ontology annotation, molecular function: protein tyrosine phosphatase activity. The record is from RefSeq and is a predicted model, not a curated record. Gene Ontology annotation, biological process: protein dephosphorylation. The transcript has 16 exons. Lineage: Eukaryota; Metazoa; Mollusca; Bivalvia; Myida; Myidae. Bases 85 to 1767 code for a protein of 560 amino acids.